Otolemur garnettii (small-eared galago) is the source of this 321-nucleotide messenger RNA. RefSeq names its product hemoglobin subunit zeta-like. Gene Ontology annotation, biological process: oxygen transport; hydrogen peroxide catabolic process. Lineage: Eukaryota; Metazoa; Chordata; Mammalia; Primates; Galagidae. Gene Ontology annotation, molecular function: oxygen carrier activity; iron ion binding; oxygen binding. Gene Ontology annotation, cellular component: blood microparticle; hemoglobin complex; haptoglobin-hemoglobin complex. The coding region runs from base 1 to 321 and encodes 106 amino acids. The transcript has 3 exons. The record is from RefSeq and is a predicted model, not a curated record.
AUGUCUCUGACCAAGACUGAGAGGGCCAUCAUUGUGUCCAUGUGGGGCAAGAUCUCCACACAGGCCGACACCAUUGGCACUGAGACCCUGGAGAGGCUCUUCAUCACCUACCCUCAAACGAAGACCUACUUCCCGCACUUCGACCUGCACGCGGGGUCGGCGCAGCUGCGUGCGCACGGCUCAAAGGUGGUGGCCGCCUUGGGCGACGCUGUCAAGAACAUCGACAACAUCACCGGCGCCCUGGCCAAGCUGAGCGAGCUGCAUGCCUACAUCCUGCGGGUGGACCCGGUCAACUUCAAGUUUGUCUAUAUCGCCACAUGA